AAAUUUAUUUUCGUCUUUUAAGCAAAAAAUGAUAAAUAGUUGGCCAAAACUAUAAUUAAUAAAUUAAGAAAACGCCCAAUCACUUCGUUACCGGGGUCGAUUACGAAGAAAGGAAGCUCUUUUACUUUCUCGUGGCAACGAUCUCAUCAACGUGUCACAAAACUCAAAUCUCUUACUCCGGCGAACGAUGUACCGAACGGCGGCGAAGCGUCUUCUCGCCGGCGGUGGAUUCACAACCACCCGUAUCCUCCGAUAUCCGAAGCUCAGGUCAACAAUCAUCCCUUCCUCUUACACUUCCGGUCUCUGCACUUCGUCGAUGGGUGGUGGUAAUACUGAAUCGCCAAUGGGUAAUCAAUCUGUGAACCCUAAUCAAUCGGGUCCAACGGCGGGUACAGGGGAAGGACAACGUCGACAUGAGAGCAGGAAGCCGAGAGCUGAGUUCCAAGAAGAGCAGGCUCGUGUUCUCUCUGCGUCUCUCCGUCACGUGCCGAGAUUAGGUUGGACGGAAGAAGCGAUGAUGGCUGGUUCAAGGGAUGUUGGUGUGUCUCCUUCCAUUGUUGGGUCUUUCUCCAGGAAAGAAGCUGCACUUGUUGAGUUCUUCAUGGAUGAAUGCCUUCAAUUGCUUAUGGAUAGGAUAGACUCUGGAUUGGAUUUACAAAACUUGAUCCCAAGUGAACGUAUUGCCAAGCUCAUUAGAAUUCGCCUAGAAAUGCAAGUCCCUUACAUGUCAAAAUGGCCCCAGGCUCUUAGCAUCCAAGCGCAUCCUCUGAAUGUCCCAACGAGUUUUAAGCAACGGGCAAUGUUAGUUGAUGAGAUAUGGCAUGCUGUUGGAGAUGGAGCCUCGGAUUUAGAUUGGUAUGUCAAGCGCACUAUUCUUGGAGGCGUUUACUCAACUACCGAGAUUUACAUGCUCACCGAUAACUCCUUAGAACAUCGCGAUACAUGGACAUUCUUGAAUGACAGAGUCAAAGAUGCUUUUGAUCUGAAGAAGAGUAUACAAGAGGCCAAGUAUUUUGCAGAAGACAUAGGAGCUGGAGUUGGGAAAUCGGUUCAAGGACUGAUGAAUGGAGUUAUGCAGACCAUGUCCAGAAGGAGUGGUGGCUCUGCGUUUUGAGAAGAUCACACCUUAACACAUGAUUCUGCUUCACUCCUUAAGGAUUCUCCAAUAUUUUGAGUUGGGAUAUGCUAUAAUAAUAAUGAGAUUAGACUAUAUGACUUGAAGUGAAGGCAUAUGAACUAUAUAUUAUCAUCUACGUUUGAAUAAACCAUUGAGUUUGAAAUCUUUAAUUUGUAAAUGUGGAUGAAAUCUGUGCUGUGUUUGGUUAUUCUGUGAGUAAACAGAGUUGGAAACUUUUAAUCUUGGUACACUUCAAUUUGGUAUGGUGUUUAUUGUUCGAAACAAACAUAUGGGGGUUUAUUGUAAUAAUAAAAGCUGUGGUCCCGUGUA
Messenger RNA from Arabidopsis lyrata subsp. lyrata, 1447 nucleotides. RefSeq names its product ubiquinone biosynthesis protein COQ9, mitochondrial. Gene Ontology annotation, biological process: ubiquinone biosynthetic process. The record is from RefSeq and is a predicted model, not a curated record. Gene Ontology annotation, cellular component: mitochondrial inner membrane. Lineage: Eukaryota; Viridiplantae; Streptophyta; Magnoliopsida; Brassicales; Brassicaceae. The coding region runs from base 188 to 1114 and encodes 308 amino acids. Gene Ontology annotation, molecular function: lipid binding. The transcript is spliced from 6 exons.